Messenger RNA from Bursaphelenchus xylophilus (pine wood nematode), 1246 nucleotides. NCBI's taxonomy places the organism in Eukaryota, Metazoa, Nematoda, Chromadorea, Rhabditida, Aphelenchoididae. The record is from the annotation of a GenBank genome assembly.
AUGGGAAAAGACUACUAUAAGGUGUUAGGCAUCCAGAAGGGUGCCUCGGAUGACGAUAUCAAGAAGGCCUAUCGCAAGAUGGCCCUCAAGUACCAUCCGGAUAAGAACAAGGACCCCGCCGCGGAGAACAAGUUCAAAGAUGUCGCCGAGGCCUACGACGUCCUCUCGGACCCGAAGAAGAAGGAGAUCUACGACAAGUUCGGUGAGGAUGGUCUGAAGAACGAUGGAAUGCCAGGAGGACCUGGUGCGAGUGCGGGUGGAAUGCCCGGCGGAUUCCAUUAUACCUUCCAAGGAGACCCGAUGAGGAUGUUCGCACAAGCAUUUGGAGGUGGAAACAUCUUCAGCGACUUUAGUGGAAUGUCUGGUGGCGGCGGCGGUGGAGGCCCUGAAGUAAGUAUUUUGCUGUAUUUGAUUGUUUUUGAAGUUUAGGUAGAGAGUAAUGUUAUGAAUUCAUGAUGAAUUCCCUUUUUUUGAAAUCUGCCCACCUAUACCUACGCUAAAUACUAAUUUCCUUCUUUUAGAUGAUGUUCGGUGACGAUAUCUUCGGAUUUGGUGGAAUGCACGGUGGCGGCGGUGGAAUGGGAGGCGGAAUGGGCAAAAGAAAGGAUCAAACGGUUCAACAUGAUCUCCCAGUCAGUCUAGAAGAUAUAUACAAAGGGUGCACAAAGAAGAUGAAGAUUACAAAGUGAGUUCUUAUCGUUUUUAUUUGGAGUUUUAGGUAGCUGAACUGCAGUCUGAUUUCAUACCUAUAAAUUAUAAAGAGUUUACGCGUUGAUUUUUCAGGAAGAUUGUUGGCCAAGAUGGAUCAGUCAGAACCGAAGAUAAGGUGCUGACCUUGACGAUAAAGCCGGGAUGGAAGGCCGGAACGAAGGUCACAUUCCCCAAAGAAGGUGAUCAAUACCCAGGCCGAGUACCCGCCGAUAUUGCAUUUGUUAUCAAGGACAAGCCCCAUCCAAAGUUCAAGCGAGAUGGUGCGGAUAUCCGAUACAAACAUCGCCUCUCACUACGCGAUGCUCUCUGCGGUACUCAACUCAACGUCCCCACCUUGGAUGGCACCUCCCUGCCACUCAGAAUCGAAACAGUCGUCAAGCCCAACACCACCAGGACCAUUCCCGGCCAAGGUCUCCCGUUGCCCAAGGAACCGAGCCGUCGCGGAAACUUGAUUGUGGAAUUCGACGUCCGCUUCCCAGAUUCUCUCAGUCCCGCCGCCAAAGAACUGAUACGCAAUGCCCUGCCUCCCACGUAA